GUGAGUUGGUGGGAGGAAUGUGAGUGAUGGGAAGCAGCGGAGAAGUAGUUGGCAAAGAAGAGGUUAUCGCAAAACUGAAGGACGAUGGCGACUUUGACCGGCUUCGUUUGAAGAUCGUUCGUAAGCUCAAAGACAACCAAGAGUUGCGACGAGAUAUUACCUCAAUUGUGAAGCAGUCAGUUGCACUCAAUCGCCCUGGAGCAGAAAAUUUUAAACCUAGACAACUUUCUGAUGCCAUAUAUGAAGAGGUUGGUGAUAAAGUAAUGAGCCAGAUAUCCGAUAGUUUAUGGCAAAUAAUCGGAUCAAAUGAUGGAGUGAAAAGUGAAAUCGUAGAAACAGUGCAAUCUGUCUAUGACAAACUGGCAAACCCGAAAGGGAAAGAUGAGGUUAUGUUAUCCACAUCUGACGUGAUGCCAAUUCAAGGACCGGAUGAAACGGCGUCAGCUACUGAGACUGAUGAUGUGUUGCAUGGAAAUGAGCCAGAAGAACCACCAGGUUUCACUCUCUUAAAUAAUCAUACAAAUAAUAACAAUCACGAGGACCAGGAUAAAGGGAAGACACAGGUUCAGAGGCAAGGAUCCACUGCAGAGCAGAAGGAAGAUUCCCACCUAUUACAGGAUACACUUGGUGAAGAUGAUGUUAAUAGUAAUGUGCCUCCUGGAUUUUCAGUAGAUGUGGAGCACAAUCCACCAUCUGAUUGUGGUGAUGAAGACCCUGAUGUACCUCCUGGUUUUGGUUGAUGAAUUGGAAGGUGUUUCAAUUUUUCUUCUGUUCUGCAACCCUUACUGUCAUUGAGUGUCACAGAUGUCAAAUUUUCUGUUUAUGGUUCUGACUGAGCCAGCUAAAAACAUUUGACAAUUUGUAGGUCUCUUUACAGCCCAAUCUAAUUUUGGAUGCAUUAUUCUUUUCUGAUUGGCUUGAGUUCAAUUAUUACCUGUAAUUUUUGUAGUAACUCAUCCCAAAUUUUUCUGAAAUGAAUGCUGGAUCUUCAUAAUGAAUUUUUUUUUAAAGCUAUUGACAAACAGAAGUCCUCUUCAAUCAAGAGUUCCUGGUUUCUGUAUAUUUAUCUUCAUUUUGUUGAUUUUGUACAAAGAGGGUGAAAUAAAAUCGGUUAAGUUAUAACAGUGUUUGUAUCAGUAUUUGUUGGAUUUCCUUAAGACAGAAAAAAUGUGUGUCUCUGGAGCGGUUUCUAUUUAUUUUCCGCUAUUCCAUGCUCUUGCCUACCCCAACUGAUUUGGGUUAAACAUGAUGUUGAUGUGUUCCCAUGCUCUUCUCAUAUUGGUGUAUUCGAAUCAGUGUCUUGCACAUUUUG
Messenger RNA from Gastrolobium bilobum, 1312 nucleotides. RefSeq lists its product as uncharacterized. Lineage: Eukaryota; Viridiplantae; Streptophyta; Magnoliopsida; Fabales; Fabaceae. The coding region runs from base 27 to 740 and encodes 237 amino acids. The transcript has 3 exons. The record is from RefSeq and is a predicted model, not a curated record.